CAGGUCUUCAUGGAGGCGCACCUGCUGAAGAGGGCGUGCGUGCCGGGACUCUACAUGAACCUGCUGGGCCAGGGCGUGGAGAUCCGGGAUUCCAGCGUCUCCACACACCUGUGCUGGGCGGAGAGCCGCGUGUGCGAGGUGCUGCAGAGCGAGUCGAUGUACGAGUCGGACUACUGCAGCACGUUCCGUGUCUUCGUUAUCGACAAGCCGCUCCUGGGCAAGUACAAGACCUGCUGCGGGGAGGAAGAGGAGGACCAGCGAAGGACUCUGACAUCUGCGGUUGGCCGUUCGUCAUCCAGAUCUGGGACUGGCGCCGCAGGCCCUGCAUCUGGCGCCGCGGCCAGCGGCGCCGUCUGCGUG
Messenger RNA from Prorocentrum cordatum, 360 nucleotides. The record is from the annotation of a GenBank genome assembly. Lineage: Eukaryota; Dinophyceae; Prorocentrales; Prorocentraceae.